UGCGAGCUCCCGCUCUGCUGAGUCGAGUCCAAACGAGCAUAGCUAGUUGUAACUACAGUUUUAGAAUUCUCGUCGUUUGAACCAGCUUUAUGUCUGAUUUUUACAGUCAAUUUUGUUUGUUUAUUGAGCUGCUUUUAAACAAUAUACAGAACGGAUAUGUCUAGUGUUAAACAAGUGAGAUUUACUGGCGUUAAUGGCGAAACUACACAAAAUCAUGAAGACACUUCACCGGCUGUAAAUCCUAAAAGAAAAACAGUGGAUCUAUCAUCUCUUCUUAGAGAACCGAAAACUGAAAAUUCCACAGAGCGACAACCAGCAACUGAAAAAAGAAAGAAGAAGAAGAGGAAGUCAGAGUUUCAAAAGUUAAAAGCAGAAAAAAGUAAAUUGAUGAAAGAGUUGAAGAAAACGGAAACAAGUAUUAAAGAAGAUAGUGAGAGAAAACGGAAUGCCGAGUACAGAGCGUUUGAAAACAGGCAACGACUUGCAAGAUCUACUAGCGAAAUUCACUCCAAAGUGAAACAGUUAGAGAACAAAAUUUCAACAAAAGAAAAGCUCCGUCGAGGAAAAAUUCAAAAGAGUUUUAAAACGAAAAUUAAGACAACAACUAUCAAAGCAGGCAAACAGCAUGGUCGUUUAAUCGACUUGACUUCAAAAUUGGAUUAUUUGAAAUUAGACGAAGAGCAGCUUCGUCAUGAAAUAUAUCGUGAAAAAAGCAUGCCCUCUUUAUCAGCGCCAAGUACCAGCAGUUGCCAUAGCAACGCGUACGAGAUCAUUCCACCAGAGAAUGAAGAGAUGGAAACAUGGGUAAAACUUUCAAAUAAUUCCAAAAGGGAAAAAGAAAGAGAGACUAAAGAUAAAGUGCAUACAGCUUCAGACACAUCCACAAGUAGUCCAGAACUUGAACUUUAUCGUAUUGGGUCCUCGCUUUCUUGCGAAACGGAGUUAAGUACUUUGGAAGAGAAGGAGGCCAAAGCUGACAAACUUGCACGAAAGUACGACUUCACAAGAGAGCUCAGAAACACCAUACACCAGCAUAUGAUAUCGAGGUCCUAUAGUUAUUCCUACACGAACAUAAUCCCCCCUUACAAACACAAGAGGCAUAAACCAGUCAAGACAAAGCAGUCUUAUAACAGAGCGAUAUACGAAGAUAAGUUGAAUGUUCAGGAGUUUGCCAAGAAGCAGAAGAAGUUGCCAGUGCUUACGUAAUGGUCAGUGCCAAGGCAGGUCUGCCGCCGGCUGGGAAAUGAUCAUAAGAGAGUACACUGGAUUAGUUGCACAAUUUUUAUUUCAUUUCACUUUAUAACUUUAUAACACUCGACGAAAAAAUGGAUUUGUCAUGUAGGCAAACAUAUAGACAAAUAUAUGGGCAAAUAUCAUA
This is a messenger RNA of Actinia tenebrosa (Australian red waratah sea anemone), 1378 nucleotides long. RefSeq lists its product as uncharacterized. The record is from RefSeq and is a predicted model, not a curated record. Lineage: Eukaryota; Metazoa; Cnidaria; Anthozoa; Actiniaria; Actiniidae.